This is a messenger RNA of Cylicocyclus nassatus, 3996 nucleotides long. NCBI's taxonomy places the organism in Eukaryota, Metazoa, Nematoda, Chromadorea, Rhabditida, Strongylidae. The record is from the annotation of a GenBank genome assembly.
AUGGAUUGUUGGGCGGCGCUGGCGGAUGCAGGCAAAGCAGUUGGCGAAGCAGCAGUAUUAGCAUUGAAUUGUAAAAACGCGCUGUUUCCACUAGUUCGCUUUUCAAAUCUACCAGGGUUGAUAGAGGCUUACAAUUCGACUUUGCUCCUUAGUUGCUUUUAUUACCCUCUAUCGUGGAUUGAUCUUUUCUCGAGUUACCCUUCUGAAUGGGAUACGAAACUCGAGGAUCUUUGCGGAGCGGAUGGCUACGAUAAGAGCUUGACGGAUCAGUUGGCUGAGAAAAUAACGACAGUAAUUUCAUCAAGCACAAGAACACCUUUAAUAAUAUCUGGUUUUUGUCCAUGCCGAUCAUCUGAAAAGUGCUCAGGGUUGUUCUACCGCGCUUCUUGCAGAACAUACUAUGAGGAACCGCCGAAGAUUUCUGUGAUGAGUGUUUGUUUUGAGAAUGAUUGGAUUUCGCCGUUUCCAACAAUUCCUCCAAAGUUAACACAAACUACUUCCAAACUUAGCUUGACAGCAACCACACCCAUCUCAGUAUACCCUAACUGUACACAAUUUAUUGAUACAACUUCCUUUUCAAGUCAACAAAACGUAGUUGAGAGUUCAACUGCUGCCAUUACCGCAAGAGAUGAGACGACCUCCUUGGGUAAAAAAAAAUUCUCAAGCAAAUUUUCUGUAUCGCCAACCGAUAGCAUCCUCUCUAGCGAGAGAACUGCUUUGAGUAAUGAAAGGAAAUCAACAGAUGCCACUGCCAAUGAAAGACCUUCAUUGGGCAUUUGGUCGACUGAAACUUUUGGGAGAGAUUCAGCGCCUAAAACAGAAUCAAUUUGGUCAGACAGAGAUUUCUUUAAUUCAAACAGUGAGAUAUUGAGCGAAGUUACACAGUUCCCAGCCACCGACGCAACUGAUUCUAAGCAAAGAGGAAAGACUGGAACAAACGUUGGCACACUGGAUAUCCAAACGACAUUAAAGAGAAGGUCCGGAGCGUUCACGACAGUGUUGGAUAGCAGAUACGCCUACGCUACUAUCCCCUUUAUUUAUUCAGAAGAUGGAACCAGCACUACAAUUGAAGCAAGUAGCACGAUAGGGGACUCUUCGAAGUCGUCAAAGGAAAUUAUUGAGGAGGAAGAAGGGAACUUAACAUUGGAAACAACUUAUGAGAAACACACACCGGCAAGUGAGAAGUUUGAGGAAAAAGAAGAGGAGAAACAGAGACCAGCAAUGACGGGUACGCUGACAACAAAUGAGAAUCGUCAUAUAACACGUGCUUCUUCUUCUGAUUUCAUAAAAAAACAAACCACUAAAUCCUCGACUUCGGAAGCCUCUAGUCAACUAGAACUGUCUGACAGACCUUUGUCUCCAAGAACAGACUCUACAUGGACGGACAUUAGCGAUUUCUCCUUGUCAACAAAUCAGGGGUACACAAAUACACUGGAGAACAUUAACCCAAACAAGGGUUCAAGUCACUACAACUUAGAGGAUACGGCAACUGCGAUGUCCACCUCAUUGUAUGAAAGACAAGAGAUAAGCACUGAAUCUGCUACUCCAAUUGCUGUUCAAAACACCGAAGCCACAAGCAUAGCGGAGAGCCGAAGUUUCUAUCCUCAAGCGACAUCGAUAUCUCAGAAUCCUUUGGAGAAUGCUCUCAGCUCAGGCAGAAUCAGGGGUAGUAGCGCUAUAGACUUUUCGUCUAGGCUCAUCGAAGAAAACAUCGGUACAUCUACAAAGCAUGUAACCAGUGAAAACCUAUUAUCUAUCUCGAACGAGCCAUCUAUACACUUCGAUCAUACACUAGGAAUAACCUCUCCUAAGAUUGAAAUCUCUACGGGAUUUACUCGCUAUAAGGCUACAAUCACAGACAGCAAAACCAGUAUGGAACUGCUUGAGACCAGCACAUCUGAAUAUCGAGAAACUACAACGUCCGUCAUAUCAGAUGAAUCUGAUGAUAUGGCUUACAUAUCGAACACUGUAAGUACGGCAAGCUCUCAAAUGGUUCGCUCAACAACUCCAACACUCAAGUCAAUAUUGUUUACCAAAUCCAAUUCUGCACAAAGCGGCUCAUUUUCAGUGAAAAAAAUACCUGCCAGUUCAUCUUUGCCUAGCACCUAUACGACCAAUGGAAUGUCAACUUCCUCAGCGGAAGAAUUCGCAGCUUCAAGCAUAGGAACUAAAGUGGUGUCACCUAUGAUCGAUUCCAAAGAGCUGGACAGGAAGAACCCCGACACAACCGCCUACACAACGGAGUUAAUGUCAUCAAGAUUUCUCAAUUCGAGGCUUUCGAGCAAAAUUUACUCAAGUGACACAAGCAAAGCGAACUAUGUUUCUUCUUCUUCGCAGAUACAAGAAGAUACGACUUCUGCUUCCAGUUCAGUGGGAACAACCGACUUUAUCUCAACAGGGGCCUUUUCAACAGAUGACAAACAUUUUACAUCGAUGCCCUCCACAAGCACCAUCACUUCUGGUCUUAAUUCAACAAGACUGUCAGAAAGGCCUAGUUUUUUCACCACAGCACUACUUUGGCUUUCAACUGCAUAUUUGAAAACUCAAAGUGAUUGCAACGCAUCUUCUUACUCUGCGACUAACCAUUCAACAAUAGCCAGAGAACGUACAUACUUUACGCCUUCUACGGCAGAAAUCACUAUUCCAGUCUCUACCGAGGAGACAAGCCAUUCCUUUUUACAGGAACUAUUUACGAGCGGACUAAAUACAAUAUCCCAACUCCUGCAAAGCUCAUCGAACCUAUCGCGAAAGUUUCAGACAACCACAGCAGUGUUGAAAGGUAGUAACUACCCCACGGAACGCUUCGUGCAGGUUGAUAAUCAUUCUCGGUUAACAUCCUCAGAGAUAGCAGGAACUUCGACUUUUCCAACUCUUCCACACCGCAAGCAAACACAUUUGAUAAAAGAUACAACCACGGGAAGGUGGAUUACUGAAUUAGCGCAAAGAGAUCGGUGUGCGUCUCCAUGUCCUUCCGACUACGAAGAAGGAAAGGACUUCUGUUAUAAAGUCCUUCAUGCGAAAAAAAUCAUGGACUGUAACGACGAGUUUGACAAGUUGAUCGCUAUUGCCUCGACCAAAACUGACAUUCCAACCAAGUUCCUUAUGGACUACAUUGAGCAAACGACUGAAGAGAUGAACAGCUACGUACUAGCGGCGAAAUCGGUUAAGGCCGACUGGAAACACCUCGAGAAGGAACUACCUGACGAAGGGGAGGGUCUAGGAGAACGCGUAAUCAUCCUGGGGCAUCUCCUGCGCGCCGUGACCGCAGCGAAAGACAGCUGGUUAAAGCUGUUCAAUCGCUUCAUCAUAUUGGUCAAGUGGCUGAACAGUCGGGGCUUACAAGGAUUAUACGAAAAGGAAGCCGACUGGUAUGACGAUGAAUCACUUGAGGACUUCAAAGACACAAAGUGGAUGUUCGACAAGUACAUUGACCGGAUACAAAAAGCGACCGAUCUUGCCGAAAGCCACUACAGGAACAAGAUAGGUGUAAAUCAGAAGGCAGACAUCAACGCUCGCAACCUACGCCGGUUACAAGACAGGCUACAGGAAGCCGAAGAAGAGUUGUUCGGACUCAAACUAAAGAGGGCCAAACUAGACGAAAGCGUGGACAAGACAACUCCUGGCACUCAAGUAACAAAUCCAGCGUCGAUGGAGGAAGACGUCCCAGAGCUAGUCGACGAGGGAGAAGAGGGCGAAUGGGAAGGCGAGGAAGAGCUUAUGGUAGUGGAUGAGAUAGACGAUGAACCUCAAGUAGUACAUGAACAAGAGGACCAGCCUGACAAUGAUGAUCAGUAUCUGGCCCACAUCAUAGAAGAAGCUGCCGAACCAAUUCCCCAAGCAUACGAGCCACCUGGGAGGCAGGAAAAUCAACAAGUUGAACAAGUUGCUCAGGAACUGCAAAACAAGAGGGACGAGUUAAGAGAGACCCGUGAGGAGCCUUUAGAAGUUGUCAUGAAGAGCCUUUCGACAGCGACUUGGCGGGCGAAAAAGACUUGA